AUGACCCACUUCUUGGCUAAAGCGGGCACAACACAGCUAAACUCAGCAACACACCAUAACCCGAUGAAAGAGAUAGCUGACACAGAGAAACGCAAAGAACAACAGUAUGAACAACAAUCACAACAGAACGGGAUGAACAAAAUGUGUCGGAUCCAGAGGGAAAUGUGUCCCUCUUGCACCCAAACGCGAUGUGAGAGCAUUUCUAUUAUCCUCACCGCCGAGUAUAAAAAGGAGGAGGAGGAAAAAGAUUCCUCCUCCUCCUCCUCCUCCUCCUCCUCCUCCUCCUCCUCCUCCUCCUCCUCCUCCUCCUCCUCCUCCUCCUCCUCCUCCUCCUCCUCCUCCUCCUCCUCCUCCUCCUCCUCCUCCUCCUCCUCCUCCUCCUCCUCCUCCUCCUCCUCCUCCUCCUCCUCCUCCUCCUCCUCCUCCUCCUCCUCCUCCUCCUCCUCCUCCUCCUCCUCCUCCUCCUCCUCCUCCUCCUCCUCCUCCUCCUCCUCCUCCUCCUCCUCCUCCUCCUCCUCCUCCUCCUCCUCCUCCUCCUCCUCCUCCUCCUCCUCCUCCUCCUCCUCCUCCUCCUCCUCCUCCUCCUCCUCCUCCUCCUCCUCCUCCUCCUCCUCCUCCUCCUCCUCCUCCUCCUCCUCCUCCUCCUCCUCCUCCUCCUCCUCCUCCUCCUCCUCCUCCUCCUCCUCCUCCUCCUCCUCCUCCUCCUCCUCCUCCUCCUCCUCCUCCUCCUCCUCCUCCUCCUCCUCCUCCUCCUCCUCCUCCUCCUCCUCCUCCUCCUCCUCCUCCUCCUCCUCCUCCUCCUCCUCCUCCUCCUCCUCCUCCUCCUCCUCCUCCUCCUCCUCCUCCUCCUCCUCCUCCUCCUCCUCCUCCUCCUCCUCCUCCUCCUCCUCCUCCUCCUCCUCCUCCUCCUCCUCCUCCUCCUCCUCCUCCUCCUCCUCCUCCUCCUCCUCCUCCUCCUCCUCCUCCUCCUCCUCCUCCUCCUCCUCCUCCUCCUCCUCCUCCUCCUCCUCCUCCUCCUCCUCCUCCUCCUCCUCCUCCUCCUCCUCCUCCUCCUCCUCCUCCUCCUCCUCCUCCUCCUCCUCCUCCUCCUCCUCCUCCUCCUCCUCCUCCUCCUCCUCCUCCUCC
This is a messenger RNA of Penaeus indicus, 1125 nucleotides long. RefSeq lists its product as uncharacterized. Lineage: Eukaryota; Metazoa; Arthropoda; Malacostraca; Decapoda; Penaeidae. The annotation marks the transcript as partial. The transcript has 4 exons. The record is from RefSeq and is a predicted model, not a curated record.